This is a messenger RNA of Prinia subflava (tawny-flanked prinia), 5612 nucleotides long. It is a transcript of the gene FHAD1, whose product is annotated as forkhead associated phosphopeptide binding domain 1. The transcript is spliced from 30 exons. Gene Ontology annotation, molecular function: protein binding. The record is from RefSeq and is a predicted model, not a curated record. NCBI's taxonomy places the organism in Eukaryota, Metazoa, Chordata, Aves, Passeriformes, Cisticolidae. Bases 583 to 4434 code for a protein of 1283 amino acids.
UCUCUCCUGGAAAAGGUCGUGUGGCAGCCUAGGAAGAAGGAAUAUUGAUGGAGAAGCCCUGAUGGGUGACAGCACCCACCUGACAGCAACGUUUAUCCCCUUGCCUGAGGCUGCAAGACCUGAUUCUGUUUGUGUGCGAGCAUGAUAUGAAAUAAAAAAUCAGUAAAACGAGGGCAGAAAGGUUCUCUGGCAGCCCUUGUGGGCAGCACAGCCCCUGUGGGGUUUGGGAUUCACAUUCCCACGCGUGUCCCCAGCUGAGGGGAGCGCUGUGGCCACACCGGAGCUGUGUUGUGCUGCCGGCACAGUUGCUUGGAAAAAGAAGAAAAAAAAAAACAAACUAAACAAAUCGAAGAGGAAAAGCUCACCCAGGCAGGCAGCAGCAGGCUCCGGUGUGGCCGAGGUUUCCAAGGCUACUGCAGCCACACUGCCGGGCGGGACAGCCGCUUUGGGGGUCAUUUUGUACAAUUUUUAGUGUUUGAGUUGGGAGAGCCACUCGUGGCUCAGGUUGUGAGUUGGGGGAAAGAAAUUUCUGACUGAGGACUUCACUGUUUGGUGCAAACCUUGUGAGUGCAGGGUCGGGCAAUGCGAGCUUUCCUAAAGGGCUCCGAGGGGUGUUUCCAGCUGAAAGGCGACACCACCACCAUCGGGAGCCGCACAGGGGCCGACAUCGUCCUGCAGGGUGCAGGUGUAGCAGAUCGCCAUGCAGCGCUGGAAUUCUGCACCUCGGACAACAGCUUCAUCCUGCGGGACUUCAACUCUCCCCACGGCACCUUUGUCAACAGCUGCCAGGUCCAAAACGCGGCCGUCAGGGUGAGGCCGGGGGAUAUCCUGAGCUUCGGCACCGCGGGAGCGUCCUUCGAGCUGGUGCUGGAUGGGGCUGCCCAGGUGUCCUGUCCCCCCUUGAAACGUCGUGUAGGGUGGAGUGGGCAGCUCCAGGUGGUUGCAGAGCCCAAAGCCUGCACUCCUGCAUCUCCUCCGUGCCUGCCCUUGCUGCAGUGGCAGCUUCCCCCCGGCUCCCUGGGCAGGGGGGCCCCCAGAGCCCCCGGCCACACGCCCCAGCUGGAGCUGCCAAGGCGACCUGUGAGUGCCCGGGACAGGAGCACGGCCAGUGCCACCUCUCUGCACACCUGCAGCAGGACCUCUGCCCUGAGACCAGUCUCAGCCAGCUUCUCUGGUGUUGGUGCAAGCAGUGUGGGGAGAGCCCCUGCCCUAGGGACUCACAAGGUGGAUCUCCUCCUGCAGGAGAAGCAGGGUGAGAAGCUGCUGGAGAAGGAAAUGGGUCACGUUUUUGGUUUAGAAACAGAGUUAAAGGGAAAGGAUGUGGUGAUAAGAGACAUACAGGAGGAGAUCGCAGCCAUGGCAAAGAAACUGGCCCAGGCAGCAGUGAGGAACGAGGAUGAGCUCACCCAGAAGCUGCUCACCUUCAACAGAGAGCUGGGAGCCCAAACAGAGGAGAUCAAAGCCCUGAGGGAACAGAUCAGUGACCUGCAGAAAGGCUCAAACCAAGUUUUCAGCAAUUUCCUCCAUGAAAGGGACCUGGAGAUCGGGAGACUGCGGAGAGAAAGUGAGAAGUUGAAGAGGGACCAGGCCUUGACUGCAGGUCUGGUGAGCAACAUGCGAAGGGAGCUCCUGCAAAAGGAGCAGAAAAUCCAGAAACUCCAGCAAGAGACUGAAAAACUGAAUAAGGAAAACCGAGAGAAGGACAAUCAGCUGGCUGUGGUUUCAGCCAAGUGCUCGAGAAUUAAAGAAGAAACAAAGUGUGAACUCGGAGAGCAAGAGCUAAUCUCCUGCAGAAAUCGCAUAGAGGAGCUGGAGCAGGACCUGCAGGGGCUGCAGGAGGAGAUCCAGAAGCAUGAGAGCAUCCAAAAGCAACUGGCUGAGAAAGCCAAGGCAGAGGAGGAACUGAAGGCAGCCUGGUCUCGGCAGGCGGGGCAGCUGCGGGAGGCGGAGCGCAGGGAGCGCCUGCUGCGCUCUGCCCUGCAGCGAGCCGGGGAGCAGCUGGAGUCCUUCAAGACCCAAGUGAUGCAAGUCUGUUCUCCAUCAGCAGCUGGCAGCACAGGGAAAUCUGUAACAGAGCAGCAGGUGAUAGAGAAGGUCAGGCAGAUCUCUGAUGAAAACCAACAGAGUCAUGAGAGAGAGAGGAGUCUGCAGGAGGAAUUAAGCUCCAGGCUGGCAAAGGAGAAGGAGGUGUCUGCAGACAUCGAGGCGUUCAAGAACUCCCUGCAGAAGCUCCAGGCUUGCCUGAGGAGCCCCUGCAGCAGUGCCAGCCUGCGAGGGGAGCUGGGGCAGCUGGAGGUGCUGUGCCUGGGUCCCUCUGUCUCGGCCAUCAGGACAACAGUGCUGGACAUGGCACGUGGCCCCCUGUCCUGGCUGGAGGCUGCAGAGCAGCUCCUGGACAGUGCAGGGAUGGAGCUGCACACCUCUGGCAAAGGGCUGUUGGCCGCUCUCAGGAGCUUCUCGGAAAAGAGUCAGGAGAUGGCACAGAGGAAUCAGAUGCUGCAGGAGCAAUUAGAGAAGCUCCAGGAGCUGCAGGCAGAGCUGCUGCAGGAGCACACGAAGGAGCUGGAAGCAAAACAUGAGCAAGACUUACAGAUAAAAAUCCAGCAAAUUAUCCUGGAAAAGGACAAGGAGAGCAAACAGAUUCUGGAAAGUGCUGUCACCGAGGAGAAGGACAAGUGCAAGAAAUGUGUGGAGGAAGAACAGAAGAAGAUAAAAGAGUUGGAAAGCCACCUCAGAAGCAUGGCUGAGGCAACAGCAAAGAAGGCAGAGGAGCAGGAAAUGACAGAGGGAAAACUGAGAGAAGCUUUGCACGAGCUGAAGAAAAUCGCUGCACAAGAGGCAAUGUUACAGCAGCAGGUGCUUCAGCAGGACCAGCAGCUCAGGGCUGCCCAGGAGGAAAAUGAGUUACAGAAGCAGAAACUGCAAGAAGAAGUUGCAGGAUACAGGGAGCAAAGCAAGCAGCAUUCCCUGACCAUCUUGGCUUUGGAGGACAGGCUGCUGGAGGCCACUCAGCAGCUGGAAGUGCUGGAGGAGGAAAAGGCAGCACUUGGGGAAAAAAUGGAAGGACUUCAGUGUGAUGCCCACAGGUCAGCAUCGGGAGCUUGGCUGCAGAUUUGUCCUGCCAUGGAGUCUCAUGUUUGUCUGGGGAAACUGCAGGAGGAGCUGGCAGUGGCGCAGGGCACGCUCCUGGAGAAGCAGGCAGUCAUCAGCAGGCUCAGCAGGGAGCUGGCAGAAACCAGAGCCAGGAUGUCGGACAUGAGAGGGGAGCUGAGGGAAGAGCAGAAGGUGGAGCUGGAGCACAGCCAGAGGCAGCUGAAACACCGGGAGCGGGAAGUGAGCCAGCUCAGGGAGAAGCUAUCCGAGAUGUCCAGCCUUGUGGAGGAGAAGGAUCGGGCCCUGAAAGCAGCAGCUGAAGAGUUGAGCCAAGCCCAAAGACCCUGCCCUCUGAGGGAUGCUUCCCAGCAAACACUGGAGACCCCAGAGGAUGCUCCCAGGACACCAGUGCAGCUUGCCGAGCUGUGGGUGCUGGCUGUGCAGGAGCCACCAUCAGACUUGGCUGAGCUUGGUGUAAAAUGCCGAGGGCUCAGGCAUGAGGAAACCAUCCAACGCCAAAAGGAAGGGUUGGCCGAGCUCAGGGAGAGAGUGAAGAUGUUGGAGAAGAGACAGUGCUCAGGUGCUGUGAAGAGCAAUUCCGAGCCCCUGGUAGUCUGGAGGAAAGACUUCCCAGAGAAAAUGGUCCAACAAAGAGGUCUUGAGCUGGAACCUGCACCUGUGUCAGGAGAAAAACUCAAGGCUGGCAAAGUUCCUGCUGGGGGCUCGUUCAGCAUCACCAACAGCACAGUGAGCUUGGACAAGGCUGAGGCAGCAGGCUUGGGUGAGCAGAUGUACCUUGAUGUAAUCGGUGCUCUGGGAAGCCUGAUGGAGAUGAAGGAGCUGUCAGGAAUGCAGCCUCUGAAGCACCUUCCUCAGGAGAAGAGGGCAGAAGUAGGACUGCAGAGACAAGAGGCCCUGGAGCUGUUGUACAAAAAGAUCAGGAACCUCCAGGUUCACUUGAAAAGGAAAGAAGAAACGCUGAAAGAUUAUGAGGGAAGUGUGGAGCAGCUCAGGGCCACAGAACAAAAGUCAAAUGUCAAGAGGGGAAAGGUCCUCCCAGUUUUGUGCAGUGGUACCUUCUGCAGCCUCAGGCAGAGCCAAGAUGCCCUGCAGAGGUGCCAGGAGGAUCUGUCCAAGCUGCAGGAUGAAGCCCACAGGGAGGCAGAGGAGAAGGCUCUGCUGCAAGAGGCUCUGCGGAGGCUGCAGCUCCAGCUGGGCCAGGAGAGGAGGCUGCGGCAAGCGGGCAAACGGCACAAGCCUGGAGCCACAAAGCCUCUCUGCUCGGGCAAGCCAAAGGCCAAGGAGCGCGUGGCAGAUGCUGUCAGAUCGGGGAGCUCAUAGGAGCACCACGGGGACCUCUGGUGCUGGUCUGCAGUAGGAACAGGACAUGGCUGUGGGCUCUGAGGGUGGAGGGGGCCUGAGGUGCAUUUUGAGGAGCUCCAGUUUGUAUCCCGUAGCUCCUGGGCCUGUCGCUGUAGGACACGAACAAAAGACUAUAGACUCCAAAUAUUUCAGAAGGCAAAAGGCUUAAAAAGACUUUAAUUAUCUAAUUUUAUAAGGUGUUCCAAUACAGACUUAACACAAUUGGUGAACAGGACUGACACCUCCCCAAUCCCAUUGGUCAAACUAGAGAAACAGCCAAAAUGUUUUUCUCUAAGAACCAGAAAGCAACACACCACCUGGAGAAAAAUUGUUUCGGGAAAGGAUAGUUGUUUUGCCAAGAUUGUUCUGGGAAGAAGCUUUCCUAAGGAACUUUUCCCUUGGGAAAGGAGUUAGCAGCUACCAGCUGGCUAAAAUCUCUCAGGCCCAAGAACAUCAGGCCCACAUGGGCCCACUGGUGCCACUGUACAAUGUAGGAUCUUCUUUUCCCACAGUCCACAUCCCAUAGAGUUGGCAGGAUCUGUGACAGUGGAAAACGUGAUGAGGAUACAGUUCAGUGUACACAUGUGUGUGUAUAUUUACACGUGUGAAUACAGCCCAGUGAUGUGUGAACUCAGUGUGGGGGAUGUGUCCUGUCCUUGCUGAAAUGGCCUCAAGCACAUGGAGCCAACAUGGCUGGAAUUAUCCCUUGCAGCUCCUGUGUCCUCUAAUCCCCAUCGUGUCACUGGGAAACUGGAACGUAAGGCACGAUGUAGUACAGAGUUCUGGAAUUCCUGGAACUUCCCAGGAGUGCUGGACCUGCCAGCUGGGAAGGGGGAAGAAGAGGAGCUAUGUUAGCCACACCAGCACAGCAGCAGCAGCGUGAGGACAGGCUGGGGAGAAGAGGGCCAUGUGCUGGUGGGUGGGGUGAUGGCACAGGCUCACUCACUCAUUGCUGUCAUUAGCAAGAGUGAGAGCAGCCCCUGGAUUUUGGGGAGCAGCAGUGUUUUGGGGACCCUGUCCCUGCAGGCAAAGGGCAGCUCCAGCACACCCUCCCUUCAGUCUCUCCACCUCGGCACUGCUCAGAGAGGAAUCUGUGUGCCGAGUCCUCUGCAGACCUCUUCAGCUGAGGAUAAUUUGGAUGUGAGCAAAGCCCCGCU